AUGGCAUCCUCAGAAACUCAACCCCUGAUCAACAAAAACCCGGCUCUACAGUCCUACUAUGCCUCCCUAGAAUCUAGGCUUGGGUACCGGCUCAUUUUAGGCGGCACUCGCCAUUUUGGAUAUUACGAGCCUGGCAGCUGGUGGCCUUUCCCCAUCAAUGCGGCGCUCCAGAGGAUGGAAGACCAUCUCUUCCAAGACUUGGAUCUACCCGCUGGUGCCACUGUUCUCGAUGCUGGUUGCGGCAAUGGCUACGUUGCAAUCCACAUGGCGAAUCGCAAGCUCAAUGUUAGGGCCAUCGACGUGACCGAGCGACACGUAGCUAGAGCCCAGAAAAAUGUCAUUGCAGCUGGACUCCAAAAGGCUGUCACGGCCCAGCUAGGAGAUUAUCACCACCUGGAAGGAUUUCCAACCGAAUCUCUAGAUGGAGUGUACACCAUGGAGACACUAGUGCAUGCAACAGACGCGAAAUCAGUGCUCGAGGGCUUCCUCCGCAUUUUAAAGCCCGGAGGCUCUCUUGUGCUAUAUGAAUAUGCGCAUAUCACUCCGAAGGACGCUGAGGCAACAAAGCUUUUCGGGCAGGUCAACGAGUACGCUGCUAUGCCCGCCAACUCAGAGUUUGAAGCAGAUACCCUAUUAUCGUUGCUGGAGGAAGUCGGCUUUACAGACGUAAAACUGACUGAUCUCUCGGAAAACGUUAAACCGAUGCUACGCCUUUUCUUCAUUCUUGCGUAUAUUCCUUACCUCUUCAUCAGGGCAUUCGGCCUCGAGAGAUAUUUCGUCAAUGCUGUGGCUGCGAUUGUGGGCUAUCGAUACUAUGAAUUUCACCGCUACUGCGCCAUUCGGGCGACAAAGCCGACGACCGGAGAAGAACAUCCUGUGGAGCCUAAGAAAGUUCAAUGA
Penicillium crustosum is the source of this 900-nucleotide messenger RNA. RefSeq names its product class I SAM-dependent methyltransferase. Lineage: Eukaryota; Fungi; Ascomycota; Eurotiomycetes; Eurotiales; Aspergillaceae. Gene Ontology annotation, biological process: ergosterol biosynthetic process. Gene Ontology annotation, molecular function: sterol 24-C-methyltransferase activity. Gene Ontology annotation, cellular component: endoplasmic reticulum. The transcript has a single exon. The record is from RefSeq and is a predicted model, not a curated record. The coding region runs from base 1 to 900 and encodes 299 amino acids.